Molecule: messenger RNA, 1947 nt
Organism: Neltuma alba
Lineage: Eukaryota; Viridiplantae; Streptophyta; Magnoliopsida; Fabales; Fabaceae
Product: laccase-3-like
Exons: 6
Coding region: 5-1735 (576 amino acids)
Biological process (GO): lignin catabolic process
Cellular component (GO): apoplast
Molecular function (GO): copper ion binding; hydroquinone:oxygen oxidoreductase activity
Source: RefSeq, a predicted model, not a curated record
AACAAUGGAGAUUCCCAACCUCCAUGGAAAGUCACGUUGCUUCUGCCUCUUCUUCAACCUCCUUACUGCCAUCAUUGCUUGCCUUGAUUCUUUUGCGGCUGCAGAGACCCACUACCACGAAUUUGUUAUUCAAACCACACCGGUGACGAGGGCGUGCAAAACCCUCAACAUUCCCACUGUGAACGGGCAGUUUCCGGGGCCAACAGUGAGAGCUAGAAAUGGAGAUUCACUUGCUAUCAGAGUGGUAAAUGCAGGCAGAUACAAUAUUACUAUCCACUGGCAUGGCCUUCGAAUGCUGCGAAAUCCUUGGGCAGAUGGACCUGGUUAUGUGACUCAGUGUCCCAUCCAACCAGGGGCCAGCUACACAUACCGCUUUACUAUCACUAACCAGGAAGGCACACUAUGGUGGCAUGCUCAUGUGGGAUUCCUCAGAGCCACUGUCUAUGGAGCUAUCAUAAUCUAUCCAAGAUUAGGCUCUCGCUAUCCAUUCCCAGUGCCAAGGCGAGAAUCUCUCGUUCAUCUUGGGGAAUGGUUUGACAGGGAUCCUGUGAGUCUCUUAAGGAUGACAGAUUUUACUGGAGCACCUCCAAAUGUAUCUAUUGCAUACACAAUUAACGGUCAACCUGGAGAUUUCUACAGAUGCUCAAGUCCAGAUACAGUACGAGUUCCAGUAGAACCCGGUGAGACAAUUCUCUUAAGAAUAAUCAACAGUGCACUUGAACAAGAACUCUUCUUUACAGUAGCCAACCAUAGAAUGACAGUUGUUGGCACUGAUGCAAGUUACACCAAACCUUCCACCACAAGAGUGGUCAUGAUAGGACCAGGCCAAACAUAUGAUGUUCUCCUCACAGCUGAUCAAAUCCCAGGUCAUUACUACAUGGCAGCACGAGCUUAUGAAACAGCCCAAAAUGCUCCUUUUGACAAUACCACCACCACUGCCAUCCUUGAAUACAAAUCUGCUAGCUGCUGCAACAAUAGAUUGUUAAGACCAAUCUUACCAGUUCUUCCACGCUUUAAUGAUACCACAACUGCAACCACAUUCACCAAUGGAAUCAGAAGCCUUUCCCAGAAUAAUGUGUUUACAAGUGUCGAUGUGAGUCUAUACUUUGUAGUUGGGCUAGGAUUAAUCAAUUGCACAAAUCCUAACAGCCCACGCUGCCAAGGACCUAAUGGAACUCGCUUCUCAGCCAGCAUGAACAAUGUUUCUUUGGUACUCCCAAGAACCACUUCCUUAAUGCAAGCAUACUAUCAGGGUAUACCUGGUGUUUUUACCACAGAUUUUCCUCCUGUUCCUCCUCUGCAAUUCAAUUAUACUGGGAAUGUGCCACGUGGCCUGUGGACGCCUUCUCGAGGAACUAAGCUGUACAGGUUGAGGUAUGGUUCCAGGGUGCAAAUAGUUUUCCAGGAUACAAGCAUAGUAUCACCUGAGGACCAUCCAAUGCAUAUUCAUGGAUACGACUUCUACGUAGUCGGUUCAGGUUUUGGCAAUUUCAACCCAGCAACGGAUCCUGCUAAUUUUAACCUUGUUGAUCCACCUCAAAGGAACACUAUAGGAACACCUCCAGGAGGAUGGGUAGCCAUUCGAUUUGUAGCUGAUAAUCCAGGAAUUUGGUUCAUACAUUGUCACAUAGACUCACAUCUUAAUUGGGGUUUUGCAAUGGCGUUGCUGGUACAGAAUGGAGUUGGACCAUCACAGACAGUAAUACCACCACCAGCAGAUCUGCCCCAGUGUUAAAAUCAAGAAUGCAUUAUUAGUAAUAAAUUUUAUGUUCAUGAAAUAUUGGCUCAUUGUGUUGUGAAUUCUCCAAUUUUUUUUUCCCAAUAGUCAGUGUGGUUUUGUACUCUCUUUCCAAGUCCAGACUAGGGUGAUGCUCCAUUAAGCAGAUUAUUAGCUAUCUUGUUAAGUUUAAGGCUCUUGUAUUACAUUCAAAGAGGAAUCCUUUCUUA